GACGUGAUCGUGAUCUGCAGAGCCAAGCAUGGCACGGACUUCUGUAACAAGCUCAGCGCAACGUGUGCGAGACUCACCAAGACCUCCAUUCCAAGGAUCACUAUUGGUCUCGACUACACUAUUCCAGAAGCUCUCGCAAAAUGUAUCCUAAACGGUAAGCUCACCACACUUUGCUUAUCCUCACCAAAACAAAAGCAUCACGAUACUCAAAAUCGCCUGCUCUACUAG
Molecule: messenger RNA, 228 nt
Organism: Anisakis simplex (herring worm)
Lineage: Eukaryota; Metazoa; Nematoda; Chromadorea; Rhabditida; Anisakidae
Source: the annotation of a GenBank genome assembly